UCAGGUUUCCUUGUGGAGAAGGGGUCGUCGUCCGCGGGCCUCGCGAGAGUUUCCCGCCAGGACGCGAGCUCUUUAAAGGAGGUUAAGCUCGCGAGGUUCGUGGGUGAAGACCCUUGAGAUUCUAAACCGGGAGCUCGUGCCUUUUUGUAUUGUGCGGUUUACUGUUGUCUUUAGACUGGAACUUGGCUGCAUCAUCCUGCCUCCGGGAACAAACUCUUCGAGUUGAGGCCUCGUCCGGGUUGCUGCCUUUGAAAGCAAGGGAAGGUCGGUACACUUUGAACCGCAACACAGCAUGGAACUUCCAGAGAGGUCUUAUUGCAAAACUGUGUAAAGAACAAGAACCACCUGGACUUCUGGAAGGGAGCUCAAACUGGCCUGAAUUUGAAGGAGGGGAUAAUGUGUGCCCAACCUGUAACUGACACAAAGGAGAUCAAGUGGCAGAAGGUCUUGUAUGAGCGGCAGCCCUUUCCUGAUAACUAUGUGGACCGGCGUUUCCUGGAAGAGCUCCGGAAAAACAUCUACGCCCGGAAGUACCAGUACUGGGCUGUGGUAUUUGAGUCCAGUGUGGUGGUACAGCAGCUGUGCAGCGUUUGUGUUUUUGUGGUUAUCUGGUGGUACAUGGAUGAGGGCCUCCUGGCGCCCCACUGGCUUUUUGGGACUGGCCUGGCUUCUUCACUGAUUGGCUAUGUUUUGUUUGAUCUCAUCGAUGGAGGCGAAGGACGGAAAAAGAGCGGGCGGACCCGGUGGGCUGACUUGAAGAGUGCCCUCGUUUUCAUUACUUUCACAUAUGGUUUUUCGCCAGUGCUGAAGACCCUGACAGAGUCUGUCAGCACCGAUACCAUCUAUGCCAUGUCAGUCUUUAUGCUCUUGGGCCACCUCAUUUUCUUUGACUAUGGCGCCAACGCUGCCAUUGUAUCCAGCACACUGUCCUUGAACAUGGCCAUUUUUGCCUCUGUCUGCCUGGCGUCGCGCCUGCCCCGGUCCCUGCAUGCUUUCAUCAUGGUGACAUUUGCCAUCCAGAUUUUUGCCCUGUGGCCCAUGUUACAGAAGAAACUGAAGGCAUGUACUCCAUGCAGCUACGUGGGAGUCACGUUGCUUUUCGCAUUUUCAGCCUUGGGAGGUUUACUGUCCAUUAGUGCUGUGGGAGCCAUCCUCUUUGCCAUUCUGCUGGUUUCCAUCUCUUGUCUCUGCCCUUUCUACCUCAUUCGCCUGCAGCUUUUUAAAGAAAACAUUCAUGGGCCUUGGGAUGAGGCUGAAAUCAAAGAAGACCUGUCCAGGUUUCUCAGCUAAGUUAGAGACUUCCAUUCUGUUAUUAAGGCAAGCUGAUAGACUAGCCUCCCAACUAGUAGAAGACUCGAAGACAGUCCCAUCCUGGAAACAACAUACUGAUGUGGGGGUAGGGGAACAGCAGUCAAAAGAAAGAACUAACCAAAGGCAUGGGUGGUGAAGAUGCUUGUCCUUUCUGUUAUUUUGUGGAUGAAAAUGCUUUCUGGGGCCCUCCUCAAUUCUUGCCUCUCAUUUGCUGUAACAAAUGAAGUGGUGUGGCUUCUAUUUAUUAAAAAAAUAACAUCCAUUAA
Messenger RNA from Canis lupus familiaris (dog), 1577 nucleotides. RefSeq names its product phosphatidylinositol glycan anchor biosynthesis class C (gene PIGC). The record is from RefSeq and is a predicted model, not a curated record. Gene Ontology annotation, cellular component: membrane; glycosylphosphatidylinositol-N-acetylglucosaminyltransferase (GPI-GnT) complex. The coding region runs from base 397 to 1290 and encodes 297 amino acids. NCBI's taxonomy places the organism in Eukaryota, Metazoa, Chordata, Mammalia, Carnivora, Canidae. Gene Ontology annotation, biological process: GPI anchor biosynthetic process. The transcript is spliced from 2 exons.